This is a messenger RNA of Purpureocillium lilacinum, 1071 nucleotides long. RefSeq lists its product as uncharacterized. NCBI's taxonomy places the organism in Eukaryota, Fungi, Ascomycota, Sordariomycetes, Hypocreales, Ophiocordycipitaceae. The record is from RefSeq and is a predicted model, not a curated record.
AUGUCUUCGUCUUCGACGUUCCACUAUAUGGGCGUCACGCCUCGUGACCACGGAGCCUACAUCGUCAUCACGGCAGUCGUAGGGGUGACAUGGACGGUGCUGGUCUAUUGCAUCCGGCUCUACAUUAGACUCAACUUCAACGGCCCCUUUGGUUUUGACGAUGCCUCGGCGUCCUUUGCCACUGUCGUUGGCAUUGUGCAGUCUGCGGUGACGCUGAUCGCGGUUCGCAAUGGACUUGGGAAAGCGGAAGAUUUGCUGUCCCCCGACGAGCUCGAAGCAGCCAUGAAGCUCAACUACGCGGCGAGCCUGCUAUACAUUGUGGCCAUUUGCGGGUCCAAGUGCGCCAUGUUCCUCUUGAUGGCUCGGUUGACACGGCAGUCUCAGAACAUGUCACUGAACUUUACGCAGUGGACGGUCGUGGAGACGUUUAGCAUCUUGAUCGAAGUGGUCGUCUCGGGCAUGGCCGUUGCGUUGGUCUGGGAUCUCAGAAUGACCUUCAAGGUCAAGGUGGCGGUCGUGUGCGCCUUCUCAGCGCAGCUGCUCGUCAUCGUCCCCGUCAUCUUCCGGCUCAUCUUUGUGCGUCGGUCGCUGGGGACGUCCGACAUUACGUUUGCCUGGACGGAGAUGGCGCUGACGACACAGAUCGUGAUGCACUUCUCCAUCAUGGCCGCAACGUUCCCGUGCCUCCGCCAGUUCCUACAAGCGUUCGACUCGGGCUUCGGAGCUACGACGAAGAUGGAGACGCAGACGGGUUCGGGUAGUCGGACCCACAACAGCUACGCGAUGCAGUCCCUCAGGUCCAAGCGAGGAGACGAGGGGCCCGUCAACGGGACGGAUGGAGAUGAAGGAGUAGGAGCAGCACGUGGAGCAGUACUGUACAACACCAGCGGGGCGAUGGCGAGGCUGCGGCCGGAUCGCACAACCGAAAUCGUGACGCAUGCGACGGCCGAGGGGCCUGACCGAGCCGGUGACGAGGACCGCAGCAUCGACAGCGUCGGCAGCGACAAGGCCAUCAUCUGGAGGACAAGGGAGUUUGAGGUGCAUUACGGAGACCGGGAGAGAGACGGCUGA